Molecule: messenger RNA, 1807 nt
Organism: Tachysurus vachellii
Lineage: Eukaryota; Metazoa; Chordata; Actinopteri; Siluriformes; Bagridae
Exons: 3
Coding region: 416-769 (117 amino acids)
Source: RefSeq, a predicted model, not a curated record
CAGCUCUUUGAAGCAUGUAGAAAUAAUGUUAUCUCUUUAAUAUCAAGACAAGAAAUGCUGAAUCAUGUUUUUAUUUUGUAAUUUUUAAUGCUUGCUUUUAUUACUUAUUGAAACUAGUCCGUACUGCUCUUACACCAAAGGCUGUGCUAUAGAUCAAAACGUGUAAGGGAAUCGACUCGAUCAGAGAGUCGUUUGGAAAAGAACCGAUUCGACCAUAAAGUUGCUCAGUGAUGACGUAAGAUCGAUCCGGGUUGAACGAGAGAGAACAGCGCCACGUCGGCAGAGACAGAGAGAGAGGGAGAGAGGGAGAGAGAGAGAGAGAGAGAGAGAGAGAGAGAGAGAAAUAAUUCAGUGAGUCGGUUUAGAUGAAUCACCUGACGGCGUACUGACUCACAGAAGCUCCGCUGCAGAAAACAUGGUGAAGAGCGUGAACAGUGAGGCACAACACAGCAUCAGUGCAAUAGAGCAAGACACACAUCAUCAUGGGACCACAGAUGACAGUAAGAAACACGUUGCCACGGCUCCUGGGGUCCUGUGGCACGUCACCGGGGGUGUCUUCAACGUCACCAAAGGCGUUGUCGGGGCAACUGUAGGCGGAGUCACCUGGUUGGGGGGGAAAGGCCUGGAAAUCACCAAAUCGGCUGUCAGCUCAGUGCCUUCAGUGGGUGUCGGCCUGGUGAAAGGCGGAGUCUCGGCUCUCACAGGAGGCGUGUCCACAGUGGCCAGCAAAGUUCCAUUUACAGGCAAGAGGAAGGACAAAGCAGAAUGAGAACGAACAUGAGGAUAAACAAGGCACUGAGACGUGCAGGACAAAUACUACGUCUGUGUUACAUCACCAACACAGUCGCUAUCACAGACACUAUCUGUUUUAUUAUUUCUGAUUUUAAGCUUUAAAAUGCUGGUAUUGUUAAACUUGCUGUUACUAAAAGAUGUAGUUUUUGAAGAAACUCUUCAUCUGCCUGAAAAUCUCAACAAAACAUGACACCUUAUUAGGUGUGUGUGUGUGUGUGUGUGUGUGUGUGUGUGUGUGUGUGUGUCUGUAUAGGUUGGAUAUUGCUGUCAAUUCUAGAAUGUUUUUCUUUCAUCUUUCAGCUUUUCCCGCCACAGUGAAUCAUCUGUUUCCAUCUAACUCUAUCCUCGUCAUCCUCUACUCUCACAAUCAGUUACCUUCAUGUCCUCAUGUAACACAUCCAUAUAUCUCCUCUUUGUCCUUCCUCUUGACUCGUUCCUAAUCCUGUCCAUUCUCAUCACUCCUAAAGAGAACCUCAACAUCCUCAUCUCUGCUACCUCCAUCUCUGCCUCAUGUCUUUUCCUCACUGCUACAGUCUCUAACACACACAUCAGAGCUGCUCUCACUACUGUCUUCUACACCUUUCCUUUCAUUCUUACUGACACUCUUCUGUCACACACACACACACACACAACACUCCUGACACUCUUCUGUCACACACACACACACACACUCCUGACACUUUUCUCCACCCACUCCAACACGCCUACACUCGUCUCUUCACCUCUUUUCCACACUCCCCGUCACACUGGACGGUUGACCCCUUAUAUAUUUAAACUCCUGCACCUUCUUGACCUCCUGUCUGACUUCCUGUCCAUCACCACAGCAAACAAGAGGGGGCUCAAAGCCGACCCUUGAUGUAUCCCCACCUCCACCUUAAACUCCACUGUCUGACCUACAGCACAUCUCACUGCUGUCAUACACAUCCUGAACUCCUCUGCCACUCCUGACAUCCUCAUACAGCUCCAUAGAAACUAUAGAAUGUAAUAUCUUGAAAUAAAAUUCAUUUAAAAUAAA